Molecule: messenger RNA, 1224 nt
Organism: Chaetomium globosum CBS 148.51
Lineage: Eukaryota; Fungi; Ascomycota; Sordariomycetes; Sordariales; Chaetomiaceae
Exons: 1
Coding region: 1-1224 (407 amino acids)
Biological process (GO): endonucleolytic cleavage of tricistronic rRNA transcript (SSU-rRNA, 5.8S rRNA, LSU-rRNA); ribosome biogenesis
Cellular component (GO): nucleolus
Molecular function (GO): RNA endonuclease activity
Source: RefSeq, a predicted model, not a curated record
AUGUCCGGCUCAAAACCAGAAUUCCUCCGAUUCACAGGCCACCGCGCCUUCACCCAGAGGCUCGUCCUCUCCACGCUUACCGGCCGACCCAUCCACAUCUCCAAGAUCCGCUCCGCCUCGCCAACCAACCCAGGCCUCGCCCCGCAUGAGGUCUCCUUCCUGCGCCUGCUCGAGGCUGUCACCAACGGCAGCGUCAUCGACGUCUCGUACAGCGGCACCACCAUAACCUACCAGCCCGGCCUCAUCACGGGCACCACCCCGGGGGCGGGCUCAGCCCUCGCCAGCGACGCCAUCGAGCACGUCCUCCCAGCCACCUGCACGCGCAGCGUGACCUACUUCCUCCUCCCGCUCGCCCUGCUGGCGCCCUUCUCCAAAGCGCACAUGAACGUGCGCUUCUCCGGCCCGGGCGUCAUCACCUCGGGCACCUUCUCCACGGGCGACCUCUCCAUCGACACCUUCCGCACCGCCGUCCUCCCGCUGUACGGGCUCUUCGGCAUCCCGCCCGCGCGCAUCGAGCUGCGCGUGCUGUCGCGCUCCUGCCCCGGCCCCGGUGGCCGCGGAGGUGGUGGUCUCGUCGAGUUGCGCUUUGCGAGCCAGGUGCGCCUGCCCAAGACCCUGCACCUCAACCGCCGGCCGGGACGUAUCCGUCGCAUUCGCGGGGUGGCUUAUUGUACGGGCGUGUCGGCUAGUCAUAACAAUCGUAUGAUCACCGCUGCGAGGGGUGUGUUGAACCAGCUAGUCUCGGAUGUGCAUGUUGCGGCCCAGUACGACCCAGCGCCCCUGGUUGGCGAAAAGGGCAGCGCCCAGAAGAGGAAGCUGGGUAUCGGGUUUGGGUUGAGUCUGGUGGCGGAGUCGAGCGCCGAUGGGGUGAUUUAUGCGGCCGACGAGGUUGCGCCGCCCCAGGGCGGGGUGGUGCCCGAGGAUAUUGGCACAAGGUGCGCGUACCAGCUGCUUGAGGUUAUUGCGCAGGGAGGGUGUGUGACGGGCGCCGCGGCGCCGACGGUGCUUACGUUGAUGGCGAUGGGGGCUGAGGAUGUUGGGAGGUUGAGGCUGGGGAGGGAGGUGAUGGCAAGGGAGGAGAUAAUAGGGCUGGCGAGGGAUUUGAAGGAGUUUGGGGCGAGCAGUUGGGGGAUACGGGAUGCUGGCGACGAUGAUGGGGCGGGAGAUUUGAUAAUAUCUGUUAAGGGGACAGGCGUUGGUAAUGUCGGGAGGAAAGUAGCAUAG